UAGGUGAGAGAAAUCAAGUGUCGCGCACUGUACUGUAUUUUGUGGAUAAAUGGAAGCUCAGGUCCCAAUGUCCAAGAUGCAACGUCAGACCUAAUAUCUGUUCAAGCAAUGUGUCUGGAUAAGAAAUUGGGAAGCCAUAUUGUAGUACCAGAGAUUAGUAGAACUGGUAGUACUGAACAUAAUCUGGUUGAAUUCCGACAAGUGCUGCAUGAAAGGAUUAAAAAUAAUGAUUCAGAUAUUUUUAUUAUUUUAUAUAAUAAUCAAUUUUGUAAUGAUUCGGACAAAGUAUUCGGUAAGUUUAUUUAUUUAUCUUACUGUGUAUCGUAAUAAUUGUUUCUGGGCGUUUGAUUAUAAAUAGUGGAAUAUUAGAUCGAAAAUUGAUGCAAUAAAUAAUUUCACCUUAAUCAUAGGUUGAAGUGCUUAAUCAGCAACAGAAUUUCUACCUCUAGAAAGGGUGAGCUAGUUAUUGAAAUACCCGGGUGAAAACCUGAUCCAAAAAGUACGUUUAGCCGAGUAUUAGAAAUUGGAAUAUAUUAUUACCUCAUGGGUAUACAAUUUGUAAGAAUAACAAAGGGUUUUGCAUUUGGCCAGAUUAUGCAAAACUGAAAUAAUAAAAACAACACUCACAGCUAGCUUGUGUAAAUUAAAUAGUAACUGUUUACUCUCAUUUAUGAGUUUCCAGCACGUAACAACUUUCAGCUACACUUAUUUCAUAGGGCCAUGCACAACCAAAAAUAUCGGCUAAGUUAAGUUAUGAAUCAAUUUAAACCAUACUAAUUUUUCAAGAUGACAUGAUAAUUUAUAGUACAUUCCCUGACUUAAAAAUGUUCUUAAUUAGGUCCACUUUUGAGGAUGUUUUUUAUCUCUGGUAUAUGUGUAAUUUGCUUUUAGCGUAUUAUUUCAAGUUAGUCAUUAAUGUUAAUUAAUUUUUUUUACUAGUGGGUUUUGGUAAAUAAACUUUUAGAACGCCACCUGUUUCCCUUGAGCGCUUGAGCCAUUAUUAAUUAUUCUGGGAAAAAAUUGGAAGUGAACGCGAAUCAAUUUUUAACUGAAACAGUGUGAACAGCAAGCAGGCUUCCAGCGAUGGCAAUUUUUCCAAAUUGCAAGUUUUUAAACCUGGUUAUGAAAUGUGCAACUCUGCUAGGGCUCUUUCCUCACCAGUUUCUCUUCAAGAAACAUUACUACCUUCAACAGGGCUACUCUAUUUUCUCGAAAAUCACAUUCGUUGUGUUCACGCUGAUUCUGCUAAGCACUUAUAUGCAGUUGCUGGUUAUUGUAUGUGCGAAAGAAAUCGAUGUCACCGAACUAUCCAAGAACCUGAUUAUCACCCCUCUGUUCACCAUAACGAUAAUUCGACAAAGUAUUAUGUACAAGUCGGGGUUCAAAAGGCUUUUGGAACAUAUUUUGGAGCGCGAACAGUGGAUGAAUCGUUACGCAAAUGACAAUCAGCUGAAUUUUAUUGAAGAGCGCAGUGCUAAUGAACUGAAUCGCAACAUCAAAAUUUAUCUGGGAAUGAUGAUCAUCACGGAACUGUCUUACACAAUCCGUCCUUUGCUGGAUCCAGCCACGGAAACGCUAAUAUACAAUAAUACCGUUUUGGUGAAAAGUUUGCCUUUGUCUAUAUGGCUGCCAUUCAAUAAAGUGGAUCAUUUUAUUGCAGCCUACGUGUGCCAUAUUAUUUAUACAAUUUUUGGAUCCAGUUAUGAUACGUUCGGAGAAUUCGUCCUGAUUAGUGUACUAGUUUAUCCAACAACCCAACUGAAAGGCUUAAAACACGUGCUCAAAAACAUGGAAUUCUACCAGGAAAAAAUUCUACAACACUAUACACACAUUAGUAAAGAAGACGCUGCCAUUGUUGUUCUUCGCCAAUCGAUUCAGCAGCACAAAAUUAUUGUUCAAUAUGUAAGUGACUUUAAUGAGCUGAUGGGCACGUGCUUGUUCUUGGAUUUCAUCCAAAGUUCUCUUCACAUGGCCUGUGUGCUGGCGGAAGUUUUAACGGAAGACGUAACGUCAAUGCAACUGGUCUCAGUAAUAGCAUACUUAGUGAUUCUCAACUUCAGACUGUUCUUGUACUACUACUAUGCAAAUGAACUUACCGUUUUGAAUCAAGAAUUGGCAGUGGCUAUUUACCAAUCCAAAUGGUAUCAAUACUCGAAGAAAGUUGGAUUUAUGACAUUUAUGAUUAUCAUGAGAAACCAAAAGGGGCUCAAGUACAAGUUGGGAUUAUUUGGCUAUAUGUCGUUAAACAAAUUUAUUUCUAUACUCAACGCAGCCUAUUCGUAUGUUAUGCUAAUGUAUAGCGUCAAGUAAAAUUAGUCGAUGGAACACUACCCGAUUAACAUACCUACAUAAAGGGCACUUAUGGAAGUUUGCCAUUGUAAGCCAGAAUCUACAGAUUUCAACCAGAGAGAUCGCAGCAGAAUCCGGGACAUCCCAAAGCACCGUGAUGAGAGUUAAAAAAAACACAAAUUCCAGAGGAUCAGGAGAAAAUUCAGUUCCAAAAACUUUACUUCCAGGGGAUGAGGAGUUGUGUGUUAAUUUUUGUACAUGGUGUCGAAACAAAUACCAACAAGACAUCCAAUUCCCUUAUAAAAUAUUGUGGCCCGAUGAAACUCGAUUUACAAAUUGCGGUAUGUUUAAUCGACACAAUGAACAUCUUUGGAAUCAAACAUCAAACAAAUCCCCACCACGUUGAGCAAAGGAGGCCACAAAUCAAAUUUGGGUUUAACGUUUGGAGGGUAUGGUAGGCUCAAAAAUUAUUGGACAAUUUAUUUUUUAAGGCACCUUAAAUGGGAGUCGGUAUCUUUAAUUCCUUCGGAAUAACAUGGAUUUUAUGUUAGACGACUUAUAUUCAGAAAUAUGGCGUAAUGUGGAAUGGUUUCAACAUGAUGGCGCUCCUCCGCAUAAUUUUUCCCAAGUGUGGAAUCACCUAGACGUAACAUUUCCUGGGGCUUGGAUUGGACGAAACGGCCAUAUUUUGUGGCCACGUCGAUGACCGGAUCUUUCACCUUUGGAUUGCUUUUUGUGAGACGCCGUAAAAACCACAGUUUACAAAAACAAAUAUUCCAAUUUAAAUGCACUUAAAGAAGUUGUUGUUAGAGGAUUUGAAAAUAUUGAUGGUCGCUCCAGUUUUAUUAUUCAAUUUUAAAGCGUUGCAAUGGUUGUAUUGAUAAUAAUGGUGGACUUUUUGAAAAUGUAUUGCAAUAAAAAUGAAAGAUUCUGCA
Dendroctonus ponderosae (mountain pine beetle) is the source of this 3224-nucleotide messenger RNA. Its product is annotated as odorant receptor 49b. Gene Ontology annotation, biological process: sensory perception of smell; detection of chemical stimulus involved in sensory perception of smell. The transcript is spliced from 10 exons. Gene Ontology annotation, cellular component: plasma membrane. Gene Ontology annotation, molecular function: odorant binding; olfactory receptor activity. NCBI's taxonomy places the organism in Eukaryota, Metazoa, Arthropoda, Insecta, Coleoptera, Curculionidae. Bases 1084 to 2310 code for a protein of 408 amino acids. The record is from RefSeq and is a predicted model, not a curated record.